Molecule: messenger RNA, 1063 nt
Organism: Gastrolobium bilobum
Lineage: Eukaryota; Viridiplantae; Streptophyta; Magnoliopsida; Fabales; Fabaceae
Product: zinc-finger homeodomain protein 6-like
Exons: 1
Coding region: 44-1063 (339 amino acids)
Biological process (GO): regulation of DNA-templated transcription; regulation of developmental process
Cellular component (GO): nucleus
Molecular function (GO): transcription cis-regulatory region binding; DNA-binding transcription factor activity
Source: RefSeq, a predicted model, not a curated record
AUCAAGUUUAGAUCUUGGCCUUCCUUAUUAAAAGUCAGAUUUGAUGGAUAUGAGAGACCAAGUUAAGGAACUAGAGAUGCCAACCACAGUGGGUUAUAAUCUCCCUAACAGGGUUUCCUCUUCUUCCAAGCUAUCUUCUUCAACUCUAGGGGAAAGAAGUGAUCAAACUCCUCAAACUCACACAUUAAUUUUCAGUGAUCCACCUCAAACUGCUCAUCAUAGUCAUCUUUCUCCCCCUUUUCUUCCUCCAAACCCAAUUCAACUCCAACAACCAAUCAGACCCAGAAGAGAUCCAGAUCCAAAUUCUUCUUAUCCUAUUGCCACCACAAGCAGAACAAGCACCCCAAUUGCUAGUGGAUCAAACCCCACAAGAACAGAAACACCACCACCACAACCACCACUACCACAGACAGCAAGAACAAGAACAAGAACAACAACAACAUCUAUUAGAUACCGAGAAUGUCUGAAGAAUCAUGCAGCUAGCAUGGGGGGUCAUGUUAUAGAUGGAUGUGGCGAGUUCAUGCCAAGCGGAGAAGAUGGAACCCCAGAAUCCAUGAAAUGUGCUGCUUGUGAUUGCCACCGCAAUUUUCACAGAAAAGAAGCUGAAGGAGAACCACAACAUGUUCUCAACUAUCACAGCUAUUAUUACAACAAAAGCAACGGUCAGAAUAGGAUUCAUUCUCUUCUUCAUCAUCAUAGACUUUCUUCACAUGGGGUUGCCACCACUUCAGCAGGGCUGAUUCAGCCGAUGACGGUGGCCGUUGGUGGAAGCGGUGGAGGCCCAGCUGAGUCCUCUAGUGAAGAUCUCAACAUGUUUCAGUGUAAUGAUGGAGUUCAAUUAUCAGUGCAGCAGCCACCACUAUCAAAAAAGAGGUUCAGGACAAAGUUCACCCAGCAACAAAAGGAAAGGAUGAUGGAAUUGGCUGAGAAACUUGGGUGGAAGAUCCAGAAACAAGAUGAGCAUGAAGUACAACAAAUUUGUUCUCAACUUGGUGUAAAAAGACAAGUUUUCAAGAUUUGGAUGCACAAUAGCAAGCAAGCCAUGAAGAAGAAGCAAAUGUAA